Messenger RNA from Saccoglossus kowalevskii, 1758 nucleotides. RefSeq names its product alpha-N-acetylglucosaminidase-like. The record is from RefSeq and is a predicted model, not a curated record. NCBI's taxonomy places the organism in Eukaryota, Metazoa, Hemichordata, Enteropneusta, Harrimaniidae.
AUGGGCAUAACUGUUGCAGAAUUCAAGUCAUUGAAUCACCUUGGUCCCUCUGUAUCUGAUGACACACAAGCUGAUGCCGUGAGGGGACUCAUCCAAAUGCUCCCAGAUCGUGCUACUCAGUUCAAGGUCACUGUUGAUCAAGGUCUUGGCCAGGCUAAUAUGGAUAGUUUUGAGAUUGAGACAACUGGGAUAAAUGAGGUCACCUUAAGGGGGACCACCGGGGUAGCGGCGGCAUCAGCUUUCCAGCACUACCUUAAGAACUACUGUCAUUGCCAUAUUUCAUGGUCAGGUGACCAACUCAAUGUACCACGUGACUUGCCCAUCGUCAAAUCAAAAGUGAGAGUUGUAAGCCCAAACAGGUUUCGUUACUAUCAAAAUGUCUGUACAGUCAGCUACUCUUUUGUUUGGUGGGACUGGAAAAGAUGGGAACGUGAAAUUGACUGGAUGGCGAUGAACGGUAUAAAUCUACCGUUAGCGUUCAAUGCACAGGAAGCUGUAUGGCAAAUGGUUUACACACAGAUGGGGAUAACGCUGGAUGAGUUGGAUCAUUUCUUUGCUGGACCAGCAUUCCUUGCUUGGGGUCGAAUGGGAAAUUUACGAGGCUGGGGCGGUCCGUCCCCUCAGUCCUGGCAUACCAACCAAGUAGCAUUGCAACACUUGAUAUUAAAAAGAAUGCGAGAGUUGGGCAUUAUACCCGUACUUCCUGCAUUUGCCGGAUUUGUUCCAAAGGCAUUCACCAGAAUUUAUCCGGAUGCCAAAGUGACACGACUCGGUGCGUGGGGUCACUUCAACGACACUUACUGCUGUUCAUAUCUUCUUAGUCCGCUUGAUCCUUUAUUUGUCCAGGUUGGAAAAGCUUUCAUCAAACAGUAUAUUAGUAUCUUUGGAACCGAUCAUAUCUACAAUACUGACACCUUCAAUGAAAUGAACCCACCUUCCAAAGAAAGUAGCUACUUAUCACAAGCCAGUAUGGCUGUGUAUAAUAGUUUAACCGCUGCUGACACCGAUGCCAUAUGGCUAAUGCAAGGAUGGUUGUUUCAAAAUAGUUUCUGGGGACCAGAUCAGAUAAAGGCAUAUCUACAUGGAGUACCACUGGGUAAAAUGUUGGUACUCGACUUGUUUGCUGAAGUAACUCCUAUUUAUAAGAAAUCACAAUCGUUCUAUGGUCAGCCCUUCAUAUGGUGUAUGCUACAUAACUUUGGUGGUAACCUGGGAAUGUAUGGUGCGAUAGAUUCAGUCAAUCAGGGUCCUUCUGAGGGUCAUACCUUCACAAACAGUACAAUGGUUGGCACGGGGAUAACACCAGAAGGCAUCAAUCAAAACUAUGUCAUGUAUGAAUUCAUGAAUGAAAUGGGAUGGAGAAAUCAGUCUGUGACUGAUCUACAGGAUUGGAUAAUGACUUAUUCCCAGAGUCGCUAUGGUUACACAUCUCAUCUGACAUUUACAGCCUGGUCACUAUUGUUAAACUCUGUGUAUAACAGCCAUGACGGCCAUAAAGAUCAUUGUAAAACCAUAAUUGUUAAAACACCAUCCAAACAUCUAGAACAGAACAUAUGGUAUGAUUGGAAUGAUGUCAUAACUGCAUGGUCUUUUAUGCUGAAUGCAACCAUGGAAACACCAUCACUUAAAAACUCUGAAACAUUCAGGUAUGAUUUGAUAGAUGUGACCAGACAGGUCCUACAAGACUUCGCUUACUUGGUGAAUUAUCAAGCAGUGUUAGGAUAUUUGGCAAAAAAGGAUGCUGCAGGAAUCAAGUAA